Messenger RNA from Durio zibethinus, 1887 nucleotides. Its product is annotated as protein BTR1-like. Gene Ontology annotation, molecular function: RNA binding. Lineage: Eukaryota; Viridiplantae; Streptophyta; Magnoliopsida; Malvales; Malvaceae. The record is from RefSeq and is a predicted model, not a curated record.
AGCUGCUAGGGUGGUCGCAACCUCGUGGGCCGCCCUUCUCCCUAAUUAUUAUUAAUUUUUACAAAAUAGGCGGUUUUCACGCUUUAAAUAAAAUAAAAUAAAAACUCGAACUAGCCGACGCCAGCGAGCGAUGGGUCGAUAACGAAAAAAAUAAAAUAAAAUAAAAAACCUUCAGCUCAGACAGAAGAAGAAAAAAGCUGCAAACUGAAAGGAAAAGAAGGAAAUUAAAAAAAAAAGAGGAGGGAAGAAGAGAGAAAUGGAGUCUACGGAGUUGUCUUACUUGUCAUCACCAGAGGCGGCGAGGAAGGGAUCUCCGCCGCCGCCUAAAUCGCCGAGUUCUGAAAAUGCGGAGAAGCCUACAUAUAUUAGGUUUCUUGUCUCCAAUGCUGCAGCUGGUUCUGUAAUUGGAAAGGGUGGUUCAACAAUUACUGAAUUUCAGUCAAAAUCAGGAGCUCGAAUUCAGUUGUCACGCAAUCAUGAAUUUUUCCCAGGAACAUCAGACAGGAUUAUUAUGGUCUCUGGAACAAUUGAUGAAGUACUCAAAGCUAUGGAGCUUAUGCAUGCAAAAUUAUUGAAUGAGCUUAACAUUGAAGAUAAUGAUGAUGUUGAACCAAGAACAAAAGUGAGGCUAAUUGUUCCCAAUAGCUCUUGUGGCAGCAUAAUUGGGAAAGGAGGGGCUACCAUAAAGUCAUUUAUUGAAGACUCCCAAGCUGGCAUUAAGAUAUCUCCACAGGAUAAUAAUUUUUAUGGCUUGAAUGAUAGGCUUGUGACCCUGACCGGCACUCUAGAUGAGCAAAUGCGAGCAAUUGAUUUGAUUUUGUCCAAGCUUUGUGAAGACCCUCAUUACUCACAAGCUAUGUAUGCCCCAUUUUCAUAUGCAGCAACUUACAAUUCAAUGGGCUAUGCACCAAAUGGAACUGGGGGAACGUUUCAGAAUCACAAGGAGGAUCGUAGCAACUCUGUCACGAUUGGUGUUUCAGAUGAGCAUAUCGGGCUGGUUCUUGGUCGUGGUGGAAGGAAUAUCAUGGAAAUUAGUCAGGUAAGCGGGGCCAGGAUAAAAAUAUCGGAUAGAGGUGAUUUCAUGUCUGGAACCACAGAUAGGAAAGUCACAAUCACAGGAUCACAGAGGGCAAUCCGUCAAGCUGAGUCCAUGAUAAUGCAGAAGGUAGCAUACGCCACUGAGAGGGUGGUGGAUUAGUUUUCCAGUUAUCAGAACCAUUCUUGUCGGAGUCUAUUGCUGAAACAGCUUACAACUACCUCAUAUAGUUUGACUAGAAACAUAUCCACAUUCAUUGGGACGCCAUGAGUUGACAAAGCUUGGAGUACGACGGUAGCAGCAAGAACGGGAAAUUUUUAUCAAGCAGAGCUCUUAUUAGGUAUUCUUCGGAACAUGCGAUCUGAAUUUUUUUAUUUAAAAAGGGGAAAAAGAUGUUGGAAUUGGCUAUAUCAUUGCUUGAAUGAGAAUUUGAAUUAGUAUCAUUUUCUUUUGAUUUUAUAAUUGUAACAGCUUGCUGUUGUUUACUUCUGGUAUAUUAUCUUGUAGGGUGCUUCACUAUUGAACAUCUGAAUUAUAAUUUUGGGAGGAUACCUUUUCUUUUUUUUUACCUUAAAUUUAUGCAACUUUGAGUUGCAUCAAAUUAUAUGCUCGUUCAUUGAUGAUUGCCUUUCUUUGCUCUUUUAUAAAACUUGUAAAGCAUUAGGGGUGUAGUUGAGUUGAAACAUUGCGUGGCUCAAGCGCAGUUCCAUUCAAAAAAAUAAGGCUCAAAGUGCAGCUCAAGCUUGAUUGAGCUUAUUUUUUAUAUUCAAGGUCGACUCCUAAGUUUCUAAGUUGCUUGAGCCACUCAAGUAUGGCUCGAUUAAGCUCAAUAAAAUUGUAAAGGUAAAACA